AUGGCUGUGAAAAUAUUUAUCAUUAGUGUUGUUGUUUCUUGUGAAUGGUGGUUUGGAAUAUUAGCAAUGUCUAUAUCGUUAUUUCAAUUUCAAAAUAAAACAGUCAGUACUGAUUCACAGCAUUCAACAAUACACUUUCCAAUUGACAUGGUUUAUCAUGAACAUCCGUAUCCAUUUGCAAUUAAACGCAACUUUCUAGAACAGAAUUUGUUUUCUGAAUUGGCAAGAGACUUUCCAGCAGUACCAGAAAGUGUUGUAAAGAAAAACAAUUCGAGAGGAAACAAGUCUGUUUUUUUCAACACCACUGAAUAUGAUCUUAUUUUAAGAACCUCAGAAGCUUGGAGACGCUUGCAUUACUUUGUUCAUUCACAAGCAAUGAUUGAUUAUGGAAUGAAGUUCUAUGGUCGCCCCCUUCAAGAUCAUCCAGAAUGUAUAUUACAUGUCGACAAAGCUACUUAUAAAGACUUUAUUGAAAAUCAUUUUAUGGUAAAAGAUUCUGUUUUAUUCGAUCACCGGUAUCAAGUUCAGCUAGGUCGAUCCAUUGAGAUCGAAGGCAAACGUUAUGAUCGCAAUACACUCUUCUCAAGAAUGGAUUUCUUUCAUGGUCCCCCAGAACGGUACCAUCUAGGGCCUCAUUUGGAUUGGCCUCAUCGAGUCUUCACUAUUUUAAUUUACUUUACCGACACAAACAGUACUACUGGUGGAGCUCUUAGGAUUUUGGAGAGGAACGGCGAUGGAAAUUUUAGAACGAUUGAAACAGUGUAUCCGAAACUUAAUACGGCGGUGAGUUUUCUAUCUGCAUUACCUUCUGCUUGGCAUGAAGCUGAAAUCUUCAGAGGACCUGGCUUUCGUAAGCUUAUUCAAAUUCAAGUAUCUGCUCAUUACAGUGUCUGUCGCUCAGACUCAUCAUCUAUACGUCAUCCAAAGCCAUAA
Adineta steineri is the source of this 933-nucleotide messenger RNA. The record is from the annotation of a GenBank genome assembly. NCBI's taxonomy places the organism in Eukaryota, Metazoa, Rotifera, Eurotatoria, Adinetida, Adinetidae.